AUGUGGUACGCACAUCUGAUGUUGAGUUCGGCUUUAUCUUCACUCUCUGGGGUGAAGAAAAUGGAGAUAAAUAGGAAGCAGCAGAAGGUGACAGUAUCAGGAUAUGCAGAAGCAAAUAAGGUGUUGAAGAAGGCAAAAUCAACAGGGAAGAAAGCAGAAAUAUGGCCAUAUGUGCCUUACAAUUUGGUAUCUCAGCCUUAUGCUUUGGCUUCUUAUAAUAAGGAUGCCCCUCCUGGUUAUGUCAGGAUGGUGGAUUUUGUUGAAACCCCGAAAAUUGGUACAGUCUCCCGAUAUGAUCAGGACCCUCUUAUCUCCAUGUUCAGUGAUGAUAACCCAAAUGCUUGGUCUAUUAUGUAG
Messenger RNA from Spinacia oleracea (spinach), 357 nucleotides. RefSeq names its product heavy metal-associated isoprenylated plant protein 23-like. Gene Ontology annotation, molecular function: metal ion binding. The transcript is spliced from 2 exons. Bases 1 to 357 code for a protein of 118 amino acids. The record is from RefSeq and is a predicted model, not a curated record. NCBI's taxonomy places the organism in Eukaryota, Viridiplantae, Streptophyta, Magnoliopsida, Caryophyllales, Amaranthaceae.